AAACAUAUAUAUGAUUCAAAUAAUCCAACAUUUACAUUUCCAUAUGUAACCUCUCACCUUAAAAAAUUAACUAAAUUCAUGAACAAAGUUAGUAUAUAAGUAUAUCUUGCAACUUUAGUUAAUCAAUAUCCUUAACCUUUCCAACUAUACAAAACAUGGCAUCCCAAAAUAAAAAAGUUCAUUUUGUAUUAUUCCCAAUGAUGGCACAAGGCCACAUGAUCCCUAUGAUAGACAUUGCAAAAAUAUUAGCAAAACAUAACAAUGUUAAUGUUACAAUAGUAACCACACCACAAAAUGCAUCACGUUACACAUCAACCAUAGCACGUUAUAUUGAAUCUGGUUUACACAUUCAAUUAAUUCAGCUUCAAUUUCCAUCUAAAGAGUUUGGAUUACCAGAAGGGUGUGAAAAUCUUGACAUGUUACCAUCACUUGGUAUAGCAUCAGAUCUUUUCAAUGCAUCAAGAUUACUAAAACAACAAGCUUUGAAGUUAUGUGACGAGUUAACACCGCCACCAAGUUGCAUAAUUUCAGAUAUGUGUUUGCCAUAUACAAUCCAUAUAGCUAGAAAAUUCAAUAUUCCAAGAAUUUCUUUUGUUGGAACAAGUUGCUUAUAUGUCUUAGCUUUGCAUAAUAUACAUGCUAAUAAUAUGAUGCAAAUUAUGGCUAAUAAAGAAAAUGAGUACUUUGAUUUGCCUGGUAUUUCUGAAAAAAUUGAAAUAACUAUAGCACAAACAGGAAUAGGAUUACAGGGUGAAGCUUGGAAUCAAUUUAAUGAAGAUAUGGGUGAAGCUGAAAUGGGUUCAUAUGGGGUAAUAGUGAAUUCUUUUGAAGAGUUAGAGCCAUCAUUUGUGAAAGAUUAUAAAAAAGUAAACAAUGACAAAGUUUGGUGUAUUGGUCCUGUUUCACUUAGUAACAUUGAUUACUUGGAUAAGGGGCAAAGAGGUAAUAAUAAUAAGGUUUCAAGUGGUGAAUGGAAGCACAUGAAGUGGCUUGAUUCUCAAAAGCAAGGGAGUGUUAUCUAUGUAAGCCUUGGAAGUUUAUGUAAUAUAACACCAACACAAAUGAUAGAGCUUGGUUUAGCAUUAGAAGCUACAAAAAGACCUUUUAUUUGGGUUAUUAGAGAUGGAAAUCAAUUAGAAGCAUUGGAAAAAUGGGUUGAGGAAACUGGAUUUGAAGGAAGAAUCAAUGGUAGAGGCCUAGUAAUUAAGAGUUGGGCUCCUCAGUUAUUGAUAUUGUCACAUCGUUCAACCGGAGGAUUCUUGACACAUUGUGGUUGGAAUUCGACUAUUGAAGCAAUAUGUGCCGGUGUGCCAAUGGUUACAUGGCCACUUUUUGCUGACCAAUUUUUGAAUGAGACUUUAGCUGUGCAAAUAUUGAAAGUUGGUGUGAAAAUUGGGGUUGAGAGUCCUUUGAAUUGGGGUGUGGAAGAGGAAAGUAGUGUGUUGGUGAAGAAGGAAGAUAUCGUUAGAGGGAUUGAAAGAUUAAUGGAUGAGACAAGUGAAAGUGAAGAAAGAAGAAAAAGGAUUAGAGAGCUUGCUAAUAUGGCUAAAAAGGCUGUAGAAAAAGAUGGAUCUUCUCAUUCUAAUGUUACUUUGUUCAUCCAAGAUAUCAUACAAAAAAAUAAAGAUAUGAUUCAAGGAACAGGAAUAGAGGAGUUGAAGGAAUUUGAGGAGAAAGUAUAUGAUGUUGAAAUAAAGUCAAAUGGUGCAAUCUUAAACACUUGUGAGAAGUUGGAGAAAGAAUAUGUCAAGGAUUACAAGAUGGAAAGAAAUGAUGAGGUUUGUAGUGUUGGCAAAGAGAGUUGUUGAAAAUGCAUGUGGAUCAUGUGAUCUUAAUAUGACUUUGCUUGUCCAAGAUUUCAUGCAUCAACAAUCAAGCAUCAAAAUUGAAACUUGAAGAGAUUUGAAAUAUAUAAUAUUUGUCCUUUUGUUUUCAUUAUUUGUUUUCUUUUCCUAUUGUUGUAUAAUGUACACUGCAAGCAUGAAGUUAUGUUAUAAAUGCAUGAAGAGGUAUUGAAUUAAUACUACUUUA
Molecule: messenger RNA, 2031 nt
Organism: Trifolium pratense (red clover)
Lineage: Eukaryota; Viridiplantae; Streptophyta; Magnoliopsida; Fabales; Fabaceae
Product: UDP-glycosyltransferase 73C1-like
Exons: 1
Coding region: 156-1808 (550 amino acids)
Molecular function (GO): UDP-glycosyltransferase activity
Source: RefSeq, a predicted model, not a curated record